GAAGCGUGUGUUCGACAGCAUUUUUGUGGGGUAUGUUGGGCAAGACAAACUGAUUCCUUCGUAUCGCGUUCUAUUUAUCACACCUGUAGUAGUUUCACUAAUAUUUACAUCGCAGAACGACACCUCUGCACUAGAUGGCGCGUGGUACGUUUAUUGUUUCUUUAUAUAUUUAUUUCUGCCUCAGCAGACGACCAAUCGGCGACAGAGCCGUCAGUUACCUGCUUGAUGGCAAACAGUGGAGAACUCUCUCCGUUGGGCGGGAGUUGUGAAGACUCUGAGCAGCAGUGUGGCCUCUGCAACGAAGGGUACAAGCAGCCACGGGUCCUCGCUUGCCUGCAUGUUUACUGUGAGGCCUGUCUUGAGAAGCUUCUUCAGAGCAAAUCUGGCGAUGGAGACUGCCCUGCUCCAGCAAACACUUCCAUUACAUGUCCCGAGUGCGGACAUGAGACAAAGUUGAAGAGCAAAGGAGCACUACGUGAGACCUGCCCUUUGGACCACGUGCUAGCCAACGAGCUUGAGCGGGCUGCUCUGGAAGGCCCCGGUGCAGCAUGUACGUCAUGUAAGGCCAGGGAGCCUGCUGUGGCACGAUGCUCAGACUGUGCGUCGUUGCUGUGCAAUAACUGUGUGACUGCUCACCGGUACAUGCGGUGCUUCGAAAGUCAUGCCGUGCUCACCUUUGAAGAACUGGGUGCAAAGCCUAAUGCCAGCGGGGAUGGAUCGGUGAUGGCUCAGCUCCACAGGCCUCUCGCCUGUCCUUCUCAUGCUGGGGAGCAGCUUAAGCAUUUCUGUCUCACUUGCCAGGUACCCAUCUGCAGUGAGUGCAUGGUUAGUGAGCACCAGCAGCCUGAGCACCGGUGCGAGCGGGCGUCCGAGGCAGGCCCACGGCAGCGCGAGGAGCUAGAAGCACUAAUGGCAGAAGGGAGGCUCAAGGCAACUGCGUUUGAAGAUUCCCUUUCCGCUCUGCAGACUGGUCUCACUGAUUUGCAGAUGCAGAGGGAUAAUACGCGCUCUCUCAUUCAGGAGACAUUCCAGAGUUACAAAGCAAUCUUGGAGAAGCGUCAAGAUGAGCUGCUGGCGGAACUCGAGAACAUGCACUCCGAGGAGGAACUGCGCAUCAUGGAUGCCUUCCACAUGGUGGAGAAAACUGCGGAGCAAGUAGAGGUGGCCUGCCGCUUCACGGAACGCCUGCUGAAGCAUGCAAACAACCUCGAAAUGCUCUCUCUGAAGCCGCUUGUGGGAGCCCGCCUGAUGUAUUUGCUGAACAACACGCCGAAACCGGAGCUCCAGACUGAACUGGUCUUUGAGACCGAGAGUGCUCGCUUUGAGGCCGCAGUGCGCUCAUCAUUUGGACAUCUCGUGUACCCGCGUAGCCCCCCCACUCCUCCGCCGCCCCCACCUUCUUCAUCCACUUCCUCCGGUGUUGGCGGCGGCAUUUCGUCCCCCCUGCAUUCCGCAGCCUCCUCACUCGAAGGAACUGACCCGUUUGCGAGCGUCUUGGCACCACCGGCAUCGGUUAGCUCGGUGAGCCCGCUGGAAGUCAGAGCUGAUGGUUUCUUGGCCAACAACGUUGUGGCACAGUACAACCUUGCGCGGCUGGCCGGAAUGGCAGGCGGAGGAACGGUUGGAGAGGACGACCAGCCACACGUGGGCAGCCCCAUCGUUGGGGGAGCAGGAGGGGGUACGCUAGCCGACCUCCUUAUGGACUCUGGGAUUGGUACUGCGGAGCAGAAUGUGUUGAACAACCUGGAGGCAUUGGCUAAGCUUGGAUCUGUUUCCCUCAACAGUUCAGGGCAGAUAAUAGUAAAUGGACAGGUGGUUCCAGGCCUGACACUGGACUCUGCAGUUCAGUCACCUCUGGGUCCUUCUGCUCACCACCGUGGGAGCCACCUGGUGGAUUCCCUCUUGGUGAAUGGCGGUGCACUGUCUCCUCGAUCAUCCUCUCGUGGAUCUCCGCUCUUGGACGGCCUUGUGAAUGGGGGUAGCCUUGGUGGCCCAAGGGUGCCCAUUCUCUCUGCCAACGUUGCUUCGUCGCUCUCUGUGCACACUGGUUAUGUGCCGCCACCAAGGAGCUCAUCUACUAAACUGAACACCAUGCAAAUCAGGCACACCUUCUCAUGUCGCACAUGCCACGUUCAUGACAGGUGCAAGUUUGGGCAGCUAGGUUCAGGAAAAGGCCAAUUCAGCUCCCCUCAUGGCUUCUGUCUGGGCCUAGAGGAAGAAAUCAUUGUGGCUGACACCAAUAACCACCGCAUACAAGUCUUUGACAAGACUGGAGAGUUCAAGUACACCUUUGGGGUUCCUGGCAAAGAGGAAGGGCAGCUCUGGUAUCCACGCAAGGUUGCUGUGAUCAAAAGCAGUGGCAAAUACGUGAUCUGUGACAGGGGCAACGAACGGUCACGUAUGCAGAUCUUCACCAAGGGCGGGCAUUUUAUCAAGAAGAUAGCGAUCCGCUACAUCGACAUAGUAGCGGGCUUAGCGAUCACGGCUGAGAACAAGAUUGUGGCUGUGGAUUCUGUCUCACCAACCGUUUUUGUCAUCUCUGAAGCUGGGGAACUCCUGCUGUGGUUUGACUGCAGUGAAUACAUGAGGGAGCCUUCGGACAUUGCCAUCAGUGGAAGGGAGUACUACAUAUGCGACUUCAAGGGUCAUUGCGUGAUCGUAUUCAGUGAGGAAGGCCAGUACUUGCGCAAGAUCGGCUACGAUGGCGUGACCAAUUUCCCCAAUGGCAUUGACAUCAGCGACGCUGGAGAUGUCCUCGUCGGCGAUAGCCACGGCAACCGCUUCCACGUGGUGGUGUUCUCACGCGACGGAACUCUGCUCUCCGAGUUCGAAUGUCCCUACGUCAAGGUGAGCCGCUGUUGCGGCCUCAAAAUUACCUCCGAGGGUUAUGUCGUCACACUUGCCAAGAACAACCACCACGUCCUCGUGCUCAACACACUCUACAUUGUCUGAAUGGUGCGCGUCGCUGUUUGGCUGCCCUCCCCAGGUUGUUACUUUUUUUUUGUUUGUUUGUUUGUUUGUUGUUCUCACCUUCUUUUGCUUUGUACUGUCUGUUUUGCGGCUGUUUACUUGGCUCUGCGUCAAAGGCACGCUUUGUGUGAAAAGCUGUAUGUACGGUGGGACGUAAGAAUGACCAAAUAUUAAGGAGGAUUUUUCUGCUGCAGAUGCGGAAUGUCAUUCAAGCAGUUACUGAGCUGCUAAUCUGCUUCUCUUAAUGCAGUAUUCUCUUCAGUAGUUCCGUGAAAUUCUCUCUCUGGAGCUGUCUUGGACCCAGAGCCAAGUAAUAUUGAAUGCCUUUACAGUUUGGGGUGUCGUUUUUCUUCGGGGCUUCUUUUCUUCGUCAAUUGAACUGCUACGGUUUAAAAUGUAGCACUUUUUUGCAGUUGUGUUUUCUGCGGCGUUUGUUCCAGGAGUACCUGUUCUUCGGUGUGCCUUUGCUUGUUUUUACUCGCGACCUGUCAUUGCGUGUUGUUCUUUUUGUUGCCACGGGGAGCGGCAGCGGACCACUAGCGCCACCAAAAUAUUUUCCUCACGCGAGGGGGGCUCGGUGCUGAACUUUUUUUUGCGGCAGGACAGUUUUCAUCCUCGUUUUGAGGUUUUGGCGGGCCUCGACAAGUGUUACAGCGUUCUUUUUUUUUUUUUUUUUGUUUUUUCCCCUUCUGCCUCGUGGCAGCAUUGUGUGGCUCAGCACGACCUACAACCAAGCUAGAAGCCCCAAAGACACACACACACAGUAAUGUUCUUUCAUUUUUUCCACCCUUUUUUUUUACGUUUUAGGAAGCUCUCGCGCUUUAUUUUUACUUUUGACAAGGCGAGGAAGAGAGAGCGGGGAAAGACACGAAGACCAGGGGACGAGUUGGACACAGUGUCCACAUUCCGGGACGCAGGUGGGGGAGGGGGAUCAGAUGAGGAGCAAGAGUGAGAGAGAGACAGAGAGAUGCCCCGGCGCGAGCACACUGAUCCACGUUGAGACCAACAACAGCCACCUUUUUGAAAAACACACAGAAAGUUAACUGUGAUAUUUGCCUUGUUGUUCCGAAGGAGGGCUCUCUUUUUUCCCCCCGCAGUGCGGUUGCCAGUACAAAGCUGUCUCCAUUGUUUGUUUUUUUCACUGAUUAGCACAAAAAAAGAAAAAGAAAAGUGCUGUUAAGGGAGAGAGUGUUAAGGAGAACAAGAGGGGGGACUACCUCUUUGUUCAGCAUGGGACUAUCGCACGCGACGAUGGCGACGAUCCCGGCGCGAUCUGAUGCAACCCUCUCUCGCCCUUUAUUCUCAUUUUGGAAGGAAAGAAAAAAUCUACUUAGGAGGGAUAGCAAGCCAAGUUUAUUAUUGUCAUUGCUUAUUGUUUACACUCCUAUUAGUUGUGCUGAACGCUAACUGGCACGUAGUACUUACGAACUUCCAAACUUAUCUUUGUGCUCGCUAUCCAGAUUGCUAUCCAGGUUGCUAUCCAGAUUGCGUGCUCUCGCGGCACUGUUGGAGUCCUUCCUGCCCCCCCUUUUUUUUUCAGCUGCGUUAUUAUUUCGUUGCAGUUUGGAUUUUUUUUUUUUUUGUCCCUCAACUUCUCUGUCCCUUCCCCACCUCAUCCUUGCUAGCGGCACUUUUUUUGGCAUUUAUAGACUGCUCGAGUCUCUGCAUUGUUUUUUAAGGAAUUUCGCUCUAUUCCUUCAUUUAUUCAUUCACCUGUCUGAUAUUCUUUUUAUUUUUUUUCAUAAAUUCCUCUUAGUCAAUCAAAAACGACCGACAAAGACAAAAAGGAAGAACUUGCUUGUCCCUGUUUUAUGCCACACUUUUAACAAACACCCCCCCUUUUUCCACCCUUCCCCCAUCCCCCCAUGCUACACUACGAGAUAAGCUCACGAGAAAGUAUAUAUACACGUACGUGUACCCCCUGUGCCUAGUCCUUUUUACUGUGCUUUAGCUUCUUUUUUUAUACAUAUAGACAAAAUGUGCCAUUUGGGUUUAUCCCAUUUAUAAAUAGUAUAUUAUAUAUAUAUACAACUACAUACCUACUAUAUACAAAGUGUAUACACAUAACAACAGUGUGGUAACACUCAACAGAAAAUCGUGUCUUGACGUGUGCUCGCGUGUGCAGGUCUGCCAGAUAAAAAAAAGGUGGGACUAGGAAGAGAGAUAAAUAUGGGUGACACGUGGCAUGGAGUUCAAGGCGGAUGGAUGGUCAGGGUCUUCCCUCCUCUCUUUUUCUCGCAUGUGUGCUGAUCUUUGCACAUGAAUUUUCACAUGAUUUUCAUUUCUCUCGCAGUGAAAGAGGACACAAGAGCUUUCGUGUGCUGUUUUUUUUUUUUAAGUUCUUCAUCAGUUUUGUCGCAUAUCCUCAGAAAGUCACUGUUGCUGGUAUUCACGGCCGUACAAAUGAAAAGGUUAACGAGAAAAAAAAGGAAAAAAAAUACAUGGGGGGUUUUUUCAACUGCCGCAUGGGUACCUACUCUGCCUGUACGGUCCUGUAUAUAUUUAUACAUUACCUCAUUAUACACCUAUUGUUGUUAUUGCUGUUAUUGCUGCAUUAUUACUGUGUAUUCAACAUUUAUUAUUGUCAUUAUUUCAGUCGCUGCAGUAUACACAGUUAUAUUUUCCGUGGAGGCCCUAGCAAAGUAAUUUUUGUUUUCCUUUUUUUUUUUAAAGAACUCGUGUGUUCCUUGAUGCUCCCGGGUUACCAAUGUGUUACUUGUGAGACACGGGGCCCAAAAGUUGUCCACAAUGUUUUUUUUUUUUUAGCGACCUGACCGACACUGGGUUGGGGAGGGGGCACAGGGUCUAGCAGCAUUAAAAAAAGAAAAAAACAUUCCACUCCACAACAUUUAAAACUGUUGCUUGAAUGCAGAGCUGCUGCUUCCUUCAUUUUUGGAGAGCAGCGAACGAGGGACAUCACUUUGGGUUUGGAAGGAGGGAAAGCCUUUGGGGGAGUGGGAAGAUUGUGUUCAUUUUUUUUUUUUAUCCAUGUCUAGUCAGAUUACAAAUCACUAUGUGAGUUUUCUUUUUUUAUGUUGGUGCUGCUAUGUUAUGUUUAGCCCCAAUAUAAGAUUUUUUUCCUGUUAUGUGUACCUAAGUUUGUUUAUAUCAGGAGAAGGAAGGUAAGAUGCCUCGGCAAGCCAGGUGAGGCUAUGGUUCUAAUGCAUAUUUUUUCUCCACUGUGUUUUCUACCUUUAGGAUGCGUAAUAAGCAAAGCAUAAUCUUCGUUUUUUUUGUUUUUUUAAAUUUGGCUUCCUUUUUUUCCUUAUGCGCGUGCAAGAGGUAAAUAUAUAUAUACACGUAUAUAUUUUUUUCUUUCCUGGAGGGAGCGCUUUCAUUUUUUGGCAGGCAUUGUCAUGUUACAUUUUACACUUCUGUUGUGCCGUGCCUGCCGAUAAGGUUUUGUGGGCCGAGCAUGCCCCAUUGUGUAGUACUAUUUUAUGUCUUUCAGCGAGCACAUUUAUGUACGGACUGCACGCUUGCUAUUUUUUUGUUCAAUCUCCAAUAGAAGAGAUUCGGUGUGUUGCACCUACUAAAGAAAAAGAGCAAAAAAAAAAGGGGGUGUGUACAUAUGCGCCAUGAGCAUGUUCAUCAUCGCUUCUGGCACUUAGCUUAACGAACCUGUAUGGUCCCAUCUGCGGAAGAGUUACUUUUGUGUCUAUCCCAUCUGACUGUACUUGCCGUUCACUGUACUACGGUGGUCUUCAAAUGCACUGAACUGAGAGGAGCGCGCCAGUGCGCUUUGUCUCGGCUGUAUAUCGGCAGUAUAUCGGCAAUGUGGUGGGGCUAUCCCGCCCCUUCCUGGUGAAGGGGGGCGACCGCUCCCGCAGAGUCUGUCCUUUUUUUUUGCUUUCUUAGAUAGGUUUUGCAACCAGCUAGAAGUGUACAACUAUCAGCAACUCUUAUCUUUUUUUCUUUUUUGUAAACUAGCGCUACGGAUGGUUCUACACUGCUAGGUGUUUAAAAACGAAAAGUCCUAGCGCUACUAACGUUGAUGCGGAAAAAGCACACAGUCUCUGAAGAAAAGCCUGUCGAAUAUUAAGAGUCGCGUAAGGGCUCUUCCUCCUGUUCACAGCUCAAAUUUUUUUUUUUCUCACAAAUUUGGAACUUGGGCAUCUUCCUCUGCUUACAAAAAAAAAGAAAGCAACAAAAACAAUAAGAAUACAACUAGUCUGUGGUGUGAACGUUGCGUUUGAGUGAUAUCUA
This is a messenger RNA of Ornithodoros turicata, 7176 nucleotides long. RefSeq names its product B-box type zinc finger protein ncl-1-like (gene mei-P26). The transcript has 11 exons. Lineage: Eukaryota; Metazoa; Arthropoda; Arachnida; Ixodida; Argasidae. The record is from RefSeq and is a predicted model, not a curated record. Gene Ontology annotation, molecular function: ubiquitin protein ligase activity; zinc ion binding; protein binding. Bases 226 to 2952 code for a protein of 908 amino acids.